UGGAACGGAACGUCCAAUCGUCGUCGGGUUUGGAUUUUUGCUGUAAAAUAUUCGAUGACUUGUGCAAAUUCAAUGUUGAUUUGUUGAUGACGGAACAAUAGUAAUUACAUAGUGCGAGCUAGUACUGCGCUGAGCGGCGUAAUAAUUCACAGCUGCGCUCAUGUGGCCGUCAGUGAUAAAAGACAUUGGUUAACUGUGCGUUUGGAUUAGUUUGUGAUAAAAAGUUAAAAAUCAUUCCAAGAUGAUUCUGGACGACGAGUAUGAACUGUUGGUGACUACCCCAGAGCGCAUACAGGCCCUGGGGUUUAAGCCGCAGAAGGAGAUCCUUACCAAUCACGUCUUGCCAUAUUCUGCUGAGUUGGAUGCAGAAUCAUGCAGUUUCCUGGAGCAGGUUAAGACGAAUCUGGCAAAAUCAGUGAUGUUACGUGAGAUGAAGCCAGCCUGUGGAGUGUGGUCCUCGAGGCUGAUGAAAUACAUAAGAAUAUAUGGCUUAAAAUUUGGAAAAGAGGACCACAUAGCAUUAAUAAAACUGGCCUAUGAGCUAGUUCUCAUUCCUGACUUGGAGCCAUGCAAGGUUCACAAAUUCACAACACUGUUCCUUAUGCUUACAAAAAAGAGGCAUUUAAUUUCACCGGAGGACUUGACUCUUCCCUGGCGACCUUUGUAUGAAGUUGGAAAGAAGAUAUUUGAUAAGAGCGCGACGCACAUAGGACUCUUCCAUUACCUCUCGCCAAAACGUUCUGGCAAGCAAGGAGGUGAUAUGCUCACUAAGAUUCGCAAAUUCCUGUCGGGGUACGGCCUUGAUGACGCCCUAGCCUUGUUCGGCCUAGCGGAACGGGAUGAAAACGAGCUACCCACAUCAUUAGAAGGGUCGUACAUGUCAAUGGUUAAGUGCGCGAGACCAUACUUUGAGGUGACUGCGACCAAAGAAAUCCUGGAAGAAUUUCUACCUCAGAUCAACCCUUGGGCUACUGACACAAACCUUAUGUGCCAGUUAGUGGUAUUCUUACCAGUGUCACUUCACCCGCGAUAUGCGGCUCAAGGCCACGAACUAUGGUUUAACCAACUAAUGGACCUUUGGGAUACGUGCUACAACUCACAGUAUGGAGUCUCCGAGUUGACGAUGCUCUUCGCAGGGCUGGCCAAACGGAACCCCGGUGCCGUAGAUUGGACCCCCCACGUGCCCAAACUUUUCACAAGAUUCCUUCACACUCUGAAUCUCCCAGUGGGCUAUAAAGAUAUGCAAAUGAGCAGGAAUCACACUCUUGAUAUGAAACACGUUGCUUCGUGGAUCGUAUGGAGCAUAAGCCCCGAUGGAGUGCUUCUAAAACAUCUACGCAGCUUUUUAGCUGGAGUCGAAAGCUACCUGCACAGCGCAAACGCUGGUCGCUGGUCCUUCAAGCUGAGAGACUUCCUCAGGAAACUUGCUAGAGAAUUCUUAAACAGAGUGAGAAGAGAGCGUGAAAAAAGGUUCAAGGAGAGUUGGGAAAACCAAACACCAGAAUCGAACAGACUCAGAGACGAAGACAUCACGGAAUUCGUAAACAUCGUCCUCGAGCCCACAUUGCAAGCGGUAUACAGCCGCAGCGGCGCGCUGGAUAUAUCGAUCGCGUUGCAGAAUUUGGCCACGCUCCGGCCUGCAAUCGUCGUUCCACCCUUACUGGAAAGACUCAGGACAUCGCUGACUUCUCUAACGGAGCCGCACCGAGUGACUGCCGCCAUGUCUGCAGUGGCUGCCGUGGCUAGACCUAUGCUGCGGGGAGCGGACGCCGACUUCCCUGAGGGCCCGACGCACGUCGUGCCCUUCCUCAUGGCCGUCCUCCCGGGCUUAGAUCCAAACGACAUCAAGAAGACAAUGGUGACACUACACUUCAUACUGAUAUUCAGUUGGAUGGUCCCCUUCAUCGACUGCAGCUCGGCUCACGAACACUGGCCCGAUCUGACCGAAGAAGAACGAUUGACGUGCGAGUCGACCGCUCAAUUCGAAGACUUUGUCCUGGUCUUCCUGGAUAGACUGUUCAUUAUUAUUGAGUCCAGCACGAUGGAACACGUGCGCCUCGAUACCAAAGAAUCCGACGCGAUUCGGAGCAAAACGGACGCCGUGGUCGAAACGGCCAUCUCGUCCGCCGCUACGGCUGUGCUGAUGCAGUGUUCGCCGAAAAUAUUCAAAGAGGCUCUGAGGAAGUUCAGGGCCUUUGCGACAGAUUCCACGUUCGAAACGAACGUGUCCGGUAGCAUGGUGGGCUUCCUAUUGCGCGUGUUCGCUCGUAUCGAUGCCGAAACAACUCUCGCCGCAUUCUUGCCUAAACUAUGUGAAGAUCUGAAGGAAAUUUUGUCUUCCGAUGAAACCUUGAAGGAAAUGAAUCCUCCUCGCGACCUCGUAUACAGACUCGUGCUGCUGAUGCACGUCGUUGAAUGCGAGGGGACCGUGUUGAUUAAGUAUAUUCCUGAAAUCUUGCCCAUAUUGGACAGGGCGUUGAAGCUUCAUUCGAGUUACGCGUUGACGCGUGCAAGCGAAGUUUUGAGUCACAUAUUUACGUCUAUGUCGUACGUUGAUUUGAAGGAGUGGCGCAGUUCUCCCAAUGACUAUGGGAAGGCGCCUGAGACGUGGCUGCCUGUUAGGGAGUGGGGUCGCGGCUGCUUGCUCAAGAACGCAAACUUCAAGUGGCACGUGCCUUGUGAGGCGGAAGCUGAGUGUGCCCAGAUGCUGAUUGACAGGUAUCUGAAGCCCGAGAUAGCGCGGAUCAGGCAAUGGCUCAGUGGAGAGAAAGACAUGUGUCGUGAACGCAAACUGAGGAGUUUUUGCAUCAUGAAUGCGGUGUUAUCCUCUGGCAAUUUCUUGCCACCGCCUGAUGAACAGCCUGUUGACCUUGUGGAGUCAAAGGUUCCUGCUACCAGCAUUCCAUUCGCCAACGGCGUGAAAUAUAAAAUUACGCUUGACGGAGAAAAUAUUAGAGUAGCCAUGACAAAACUCUUAUUGGAGGUGCAAGCGCGAAUGCUUGCAGACAAAUCGGAUGACACGCGCGGCUUUGAAAUGCUUAUACAAGUGUGGGAACGCGUGGUCGUUAUAAAGGGCCUCCGUCACGGGCCCGGGCUAGAAGCGCGGAUGCGUUCAUACGGCGCUUUAGAGCGAGCGCUCGACGGGCGCGGAGGGGUGGCGGGAGACGUACAGGGGGCGGCCAGACUACGUAUGCUACUGGCAGACGCAGCCAGGCUGCAAGACGAGUCCAGGGUGGACCUCGUCUGCGAUGCAGGGAUUACACCGUCGGCGCUCCAAGCACUAUACGCGCUGUAUGAGCUGUCCAUCAACACUUAUAGCUCGGUCCGUAUACUAGCACAAAUCCGUCUCUACUGGAUGCUGAGCCACUACCCAUACUCCUACCGGGCCCUGAUUCCCAAGAUGGCGGAGUUACUCGCUACGGGCGGGGAGGGGGAGGAAUGGCACAACAAGCACAAGGGCGCCCUUUACAUCAUGCUGGGGCCCCGGGCCGGGCCCCUUAUUGCUAAGCAAGACUGGGAGGUCGUCAAGACACUAUGGCCUGCCAUAUUGAGAGCUCCGUUGAGCGAGAAACCCAGUAUUUUGAGGCUGGAGCAAGCGUUCAGCGAUUCAAUCCACCGCCACUUCCCAACCGUGAACACUCGGCUAACAAUCUCGGAGGGAGCGUUGGACGCCGCUGCCUACUUUGUGAAGGAGCUCAUGAAGACUGACGCUGUCUUCGCUGAGCAGCUGAGCACGGCUGUCGAGAGGGAGCUGGCCGCUUCGGACAAGACGGAGGCCACGUAUAAGGCCUUGGUUGAUGAAUUAGUGAACGUCGCUGAGACUCCUAAUAUCCAAUGGCGUCGCUUAGAACUGGCAAUGCAAAUGCUUACCUUCUGUCCCUCCGUACAAACGCCGUACACUCCUCGCGCCGUCAAGCUGAUCGUCAAGUCGCUGCUACACGACGACAUAGCGGUGCGACGCAGCGCACAGAAACUGACGCACUACGUGCUGAAACAACGGAAGCGCCCGUUGAAGAAGCUGUACGUUGACCCGUACGAGGUGGCUGGCGUUCCGAAGCCGGAUAAACACGUGCCAGGAUAUAGAAAAGAUAUAGAGUGGGCGAUCUGGUCGGAGGACAGGCAACCGACGACUGACGAGGAAUGGGACAAGCCGUGGUUAAGGUCUACGGGGUACGGCUUCUACGCUUGGCCCAAAACGCUGGAGGUAGUGGCUCCCGCGAAAGACCAAGUAUUCUCGUUCGAUCUCACCCCUGAGGAGAUGGAAGAGGGUGAGCGGUAUUUGUACGAGUUUUUCUCGGACGACGCGAAUAUCGACCGCCUCGUGGCGUUCCUCACGAUUGAAGAAAAGAAGGGACGGGACAAGUUUAGCGGCAUACGGUUCUCUAUGUUCAGAAUGAUGUUCGCGCAAUUCGGCUGGGAAAUCACCAAGAAGUACGUGACGCACGCGCUUCGAUGCGCGGCCGACACGCAGGAGGCGCCGCAGCGCUUCGCGGCCGAGGUCGCGGCGGCCGCGCUGCGGGCCCCGCGCUACUGGGCUCGCGAGAGCGCGCAGGCUCUGAACCAGGCGGUCGUCGAGAUUAUUACCACUGGCCUCACAACAGUGAUACCAGAGACAAUGGAAGACUGGGGCACGGCGCUGGCCACGGGCGUAGAGAAGCUGGACCCGAACCGCAGCGCGGUCGUGCUGCGGGCUCUCAUGGGCCUGUGCGCGCCGCCCGCGCACGAGAAUGCGCAGCCCGAUAGCGACGCAUCCUUCCUCGUGUGCGCGCGCCUUUACGCGCUGCAGGGAGCGUUAGGAUCUCUAUGCUGGCGAACCGCGCCGCUGUCAGCCGAACUACUCACAAAGUUGGAAGCGGCUAACUUCACGCACCACCCGUACCAAAACGUGCGGGAGACUGUUGGAAGCACACUAAUGACAAUAUUCGACAACGAAUUGGUGUUUCCUGGAGGGGAGUCCGGCCCUUCGCCGCGGCUGCAAGACUUCUUAGACACGGUGCCGCCACGGCUCACUGCGCUGUACGACGAGAAUGGCGACAUUGUGGUAAAACUAACGGCGUCAAUGGCUGCGGGCGAGAGCGUCCCGCGCGAGGUGGCCGCGGCCGUGCCCGCGCCCGAGCCCGCGCCGCUGCCCGCGCACGUGGCGCCGCUGGCCGUCGACGUGGCGCGCCUGUCGCCCGACAACCCCAUCGCCGAUGACGCGCCGCAGAGCGUCCCGCGCGAGGUGCCCGCGGCCGUGCCCGCGCCCGAGCCCGCGCCGCUGCCCGCGCACGUGGCGCCGCUGGCCGUCGACGUGGCGCGCCUGUCGCCCGACAACCCCAUCGCCGAUGACGCGCCGCAGGUCACUGACCUGCCCGCGCACGUGGCGCCGCUGGCCGUCGACGUGGCGCGCCUGUCGCCCGACAACCCCAUCGCUGAUGACGUGCCGCAGGUCAUUGAUCUGCCCGCGCUCGUGGCGCCGCUGGCCAUUGACAUGGCGCGCUACUCGCUCAACGACUCGCCGCAGCCGGCGUCUAUGGCCGCGAAUGUGGCGCUUCACUCCUCGGACAACCCCAUUGAGGAUGACACGCCGCAAGCGGCCGAAGGAGGCGGCGAGGCAUCUGAAGCCGAGAACGCGCCGCGUGGCGAAAGACUCGACAAACAGCUCGGCGCGCGACUCGACAAUGCACUGCGGUUAGCCGGCGACGCCACCGCGCCCGGGCCCGAGGCCCAUGCUGACGCCGUCAACUUGCUCACCACAGUGCUACGCGGCUGCACGGGCGUGACGGUGCGCGGCGUGAACGGCAGCGUGCACCCGCAACAGGCUCUAGUGGGCGUGGCCUGCGCCGCCGCCGCCAAGGGCUCGCCGCAGCCGCACGACGAGCUGCCGCGCGCCGCCACCGGCUUCCUGGCCAGCCUGGCGCUCGCCUACCACGACCCGCGAGCCGUGGACGCCGCGCUGGAGCACCUAGCUCGCCUCGCGCAAGGUACCUCCCUCGCUAGCCUGCACGCCGCCGCCAAGGGCUCGCCGCAGCCGCACGACGAGCUGCCGCGCGCCGCCACCGGCUUCCUGGCCAGCCUGGCGCUCGCCUACCACGACCCGCGAGCCGUGGACGCCGCGCUGGAGCACCUAGCUCGCCUCGCGCAAGGUACCUCCCUCGCUAGCCUGCACGCCGCCGCCAAGGGCUCGCCGCAGCCGCACGACGAGCUGCCGCGCGCCGCCACCGGCUUCCUGGCCAGCCUGGCGCUCGCCUACCACGACCCGCGAGCCGUGGACGCCGCGCUGGAGCACCUAGCUCGCCUCGCGCAAGGUACCUCCCUCGCUAGCCUGCACGCCGCCGCCAAGGGCUCGCCGCAGCCGCACGACGAGCUGCCGCGCGCCGCCACCGGCUUCCUGGCCAGCCUGGCGCUCGCCUACCACGACCCGCGAGCCGUGGACGCCGCGCUGGAGCACCUAGCUCGCCUCGCGCAAGGUCGCUCGUGGUGGGCGCGGCUGGCGAGCGUGGAGUUCGCGCAGCCGCUGCUGUUCUACGCGCUGCCGUUACUGUGCGCGCGGCCCGAGCGCGCCGUGCUGGCUGAGGAGUUCACGCUGCGACUCAUGAGGGAUCCACGCCUCGAGGUGCGUCAAGUGGCAGCGAAGCUCCUGACCGGGCUGAUGCACUGCCGCGCGCUGCCCGACGAGGGCGCCACCAUCGCGCGGCUCAUGCGCAACUGCCGCGCCGCGCCGCUGCUCGAGCGGCACUGCGGCGUGCUGGGGCUGUGCGCCUACCUCGCCUCGCGGCCCUACAGCCUGGGGCCCAAGCUGGGCAACGUGCUAGCCGAACUAGCCCGUCACACGAACGCGCCUGACCCGAUCCCGGCGACGAUCCGCGCAGCGCUAGCCGAUUUCCGACGCACGCACCAGGACGACUGGGCCAAGCACCGCGACCAGCUCACCGAGGCCGAACUAGACUUGCUAGCGGACCUCACAUCGCCGCCAUCUUACUGCGCCUAA
Ostrinia nubilalis (European corn borer) is the source of this 6970-nucleotide messenger RNA. RefSeq names its product proteasome activator complex subunit 4-like. The coding region runs from base 242 to 6970 and encodes 2242 amino acids. The transcript has 30 exons. Gene Ontology annotation, cellular component: cytosol; nucleus. Gene Ontology annotation, biological process: proteasomal ubiquitin-independent protein catabolic process. Gene Ontology annotation, molecular function: proteasome binding; peptidase activator activity. The record is from RefSeq and is a predicted model, not a curated record. Lineage: Eukaryota; Metazoa; Arthropoda; Insecta; Lepidoptera; Crambidae.